AUGGAACCAGCAGCCAAGGCGGCCGCCGGGACGGCGCAAAGGGUGUUCAAAGAAAUUCAUGGUGUUGUGGUAUCUGCGGGCAAAAUGGACAGGACCGUCAAGGUGCGGGUUGCUGGGAGGAGGUGGAAUUCGUUUAUUAAGAAGCACUUCGACGACCCGAAAACCCACCUCGUCCACGACCCCAACAACUCCCUUCGCCUAGGCGACAUCGUUGCCAUUACCCCCGGCUGGCGCACCUCACAAAGUAAGCGCCACGUUAUCAAACACAUUAUCGCCCCCGGUUCCGGCGUGCCCAUCGAAGACCGACCCGAGAUCCCGACCGAGCUGGAGCGCACGGCGAAGCGCGAGACCGAGCGCGCCCUGAAGGACACUCGGCGCAUGGUGCGGCAGCUGGAAGCGCGCGUUGACCAGCGCUUGGCUGCGACGGGGAAGUUGGUCAAGAAGACGGAGCAUGCAAUGCGGUUGGGUGCGGGGAUUUUGGGGGUAGCGUGGCCGGGAGACGAGAACGCGAGGAAACACGGCAAAAGGAGGGGAUGA
Molecule: messenger RNA, 537 nt
Organism: Dichotomopilus funicola
Lineage: Eukaryota; Fungi; Ascomycota; Sordariomycetes; Sordariales; Chaetomiaceae
Exons: 3
Coding region: 1-537 (178 amino acids)
Biological process (GO): translation
Cellular component (GO): mitochondrion; ribosome
Molecular function (GO): structural constituent of ribosome
Source: RefSeq, a predicted model, not a curated record